AAUCCCCUCUUCUCCCAAUCAAUCAUCAGCGAAAAUGGCGGCUUUAGCAGCUCGUAGAUCCAGUGGACCGGUCAUCCGGUCCAUCUCCCCUUCCUCUAGUUUCAACCGCCACUACUCCGCCACCCACCAGUCCACGCCGUCCCAUUCCUCCUCCGCCGCCGCCUCCCUCCAGAGACCUGCCUCCCCUGCCCUGUACAACUACUCUUCUCCUUCACUCAGGUUUUCCAUGGAUCGGCCCGGUUCGCCCAACCGGUCCAUAUCCUUCACCACCCGGUCCGGUAAACCCGCCGCCGCUCCUCAGAAGCGAACGUGCAUGUGCUCCCCUACAAACCACCCCGGUUCCUUCCGAUGCAGCUUACACAAAGCCAACAAACCCACCGCUUCGAGAACGGCGUCGUGUGGGAGCUCGAGCAGGCUGAAUAUGAGGCGGUCCGCCAUGAAAAAUUCUCUGGUUCGAAUCGGUACGGUGGAGGGUGACUUGGUGACGAGAGCUCUCGCGGCGUUGAUUCGCCCUUCCUCCCAUAACCAGCGCCGCCGCGGUGAGUUCCGGCCCCGCCCCAGCCGCCUGUCCGCCAUGGCAAAAUCUUAAAACUUAUUCGGUUGCUAAAAUCACUCGCCGGUGACACGUCAUCGCGACCGUAUGGGGUUCUAGUACCGAAGGGGAUUUUUUUACUCCGGUGACCGGGAAACCCAAAUUUUUUUGAGUUGGACAAUUUGUUUGUAUAUAGUAAUUAAAUAUUAGAAUUGCGUAACUAUGAAGUAAAUUCAAUUUAAAAUGGGCAGUCCAAAUUCCAAGGAGAUU
Molecule: messenger RNA, 802 nt
Organism: Erythranthe guttata (spotted monkey flower)
Lineage: Eukaryota; Viridiplantae; Streptophyta; Magnoliopsida; Lamiales; Phrymaceae
Source: RefSeq, a predicted model, not a curated record